Molecule: messenger RNA, 627 nt
Organism: Musa acuminata subsp. malaccensis (wild Malaysian banana)
Lineage: Eukaryota; Viridiplantae; Streptophyta; Magnoliopsida; Zingiberales; Musaceae
Product: heavy metal-associated isoprenylated plant protein 39-like
Source: RefSeq, a predicted model, not a curated record
UCGAGUGAGGGCCUCGUUUCUCUCCAUCAUCGAAGUCUCAUCAAUCUCUUCCUCUCUUUUUCCUCCUUUAUCAGCUCCUUCGAGAAAUGAUUAAGACUGUGUUCAAAUUGGACCUGCACGAUGACAAGGCCAAAGGAAAGGCCAUGAAGGAUGUCUGUGGCUUUGAAGAGAUCGAUUUCAUUGGGAUGGACAUGAAAGAGAAAAAGAUGACGGUGAUCGGAUCCGUCAAUCCUCUGAAGGUUUUGAUCAAACUCAGAAAAUUCUGGCCCGCCGAUAUAGUUUCCCUGGGGCCGGUGAAGGCGGAGGAGGCCAAGAAGGAAGAGACGAACGAGCCUCAACAACAAAUGAGAGCAGCGUCGGUCAACCCGUACGCAGCCUACAAUCUGGAGAGGAUAGAAGAGAAUCCAAAUCCUUGUGCCAUCAUGUAAUCAUUAGACGGCAACAGGAGAAGAUUCCAUGGCAAUUUAUGUCCUGAAGAAUCCUUGACAUGAAGUUAGCAUAGGGUCGAGAAGAGUGACAGCGAGUGAAACAAGAAUGCAUUGCUUGCAAGUUUCACCAUGAGAAGUGCGUCGGCCGUGGAAAGAUAUCCUGCGACAUCUCCAACAUGAGCAUUUACAAAGGACUGUA